Moneuplotes crassus is the source of this 1343-nucleotide messenger RNA. The record is from the annotation of a GenBank genome assembly. NCBI's taxonomy places the organism in Eukaryota, Ciliophora, Spirotrichea, Euplotida, Euplotidae.
AUAUAAUAAAAAUGGACACCCUAGAUUACAUAUUGCUGCUCAGUGCUUCACUUGUAGCUAACAUGAUUUUCAUGCUUGUGGUGCCCUUUUUGCCACUCGAGUUCAGCCGAUUUAAUAUCAGCGAAACCACUUUCGGGAUUAUCUUUUCGAUGCACCCGUUUUCUUCGAUGAUUGGAUCAAUCAUAAGCGGAAGAAUUAUGGGUCUUCUAGGGAGAAAGCUCACACUGACUGUUGGGAGCCUAGUAAUGGGAUUAUGAAUGGUGCUAUUCUCAUCAGCAAGUUACCUUGAAAACUCAACUGUUGUUGUUGGAUGCUGUAUCUUCUCAAGAGCAAUACAAGGAUUUUCUUCAAGCAUGAUUCAAACACCCUCUUAUGCAAUCAUAUCCAUCUGUUAUCGAGAAAAUAAGCAAAAAUAUUUGGGCUAUUACGAGACUUCGCAGGGACUAGGAUGUGUUAUUGGGCCAGUAUUUGGUGGUAUCUUGUAUGCAUUCUUUGGCUUCAAUAUUACAUUCUACUCUCUUGGUGGAAUUCUAAUUAGUCUUUCCAUAAUAUUGCACUUUAAUUUGCCGAACUCCUUAAAUGAGACUGAUGAAACACUUCUUGAAGUUAGUCAGCCUCGAAGUGAUUCUCCUCUAAGCCCACAUACUCCACCUGUAAAGGUGAGUUAUGCUCAGUUGUUCAACAGCAGGAUAUUUUCUCUAUCAGCGGUAGCUGUUGUGUUAACCCUAAUUACUUACUCUUACUAUAUGCCUGUAAUUCCUCUCGAACUCAGAGAAAUUGGUUUAUCAGACGUUGAAGUAUCCUUAUUUUUCCUUGCAUCCUCUGCUGGCUACCUUGUCUGAAGUAUGCUCUUUGUUCCUUAUUUUAUCGUCAAGCUUGAUCAGAGAGCGUUCAUUGCCUUCGCUCUUCUUUUUGAUGGUAGAGACCAACUUUUGAUAGACCCAGUCUUUCCUAUCCCAAGAAAUCUGACCGUUAUGAUAAUAGGACAAUUCAUUGUUGGAGUAUUCUGAAUGUGCCUAAUGGUAUCUUUACUAACAGUAAUGAUAAAUGAAUCAGAGUCAAGAUUUCCAGAGCAAAAAGCCUAUGCAACAGACUUUUCUUCAGGAACCUUUAAUGCAGCAUUGCAAUUAGGCCAAACUAUUGGACCAGUAUUUGCAAGUUUUAUUUCAUCACAUUAUUGACUUUCUACAGCUUGUAAAAUUGUAUGCUUAGUAACGGUUCUAUUCUCGUUUAUCUACGGAUACUUCUGCAUAGAUUUCUCCCUUUAUUCCAAAACAUGUGAGUCAAAAAUAAAAGAGAUUGAUCCUGAAACCAAUGGAACAAAUAGAGCUUUGAAAACUUAA